UUCAUGGCAAUAUGAGUUGAUAUAAAAAGUCGAUAUAGUUAUGAAUUGAACAUCAGUUAGCCUGUAUUCAACGCUUUAAGUAAACUACCAUCCCUCCCAAAGACAAGUAAAUAUGGCCAAACUCAUGCAAAUCCUUUUCGUCACCUGCUUGGCUUUUGCCUUGUGUUCGGCUGAAGCACCUCGCUCCCGCUCAUCCCGUCUCCAGUUGGUCAGACGCAAUCGUUUCUUUGCCCGCCAAGAAGUAGCUGCGGAGGAUGCCGCUGUAACCCCUUAUCCUUUGGCCGAUGAACUCAAACCUGAAGUUCCAUUCGAUGAAGCCGUAGCCUCCGAUCCCAUUGUGCCCAACCAACCUGAUGAAGUCUAUGGUCCUCCAGAGCAAGACAAUGUUGUCCUCGUCGAUGAGGAAGUUGCAGCCACAGAAGAAGAAGCCGCCAUAGCUGCUGAAGAGGAAGCCAUUGCUCAAGAAGAAGCCAUUGCUACCGCCCGUUUGAUUGCCCGUCGUGGUGGCGUUCGCCCCGCCAAACUACGCAAAGCAGCCCCCGCUCGUCUACAACUCCAACGUCAAUUUGCUGCCCAACCUGUCUUUUACUAUGUGGCCCACUAAGAUGACGAAGAGAAUCGAUGUAAGGAUUUUGAUAGUAACUUUUGUUGUAGGCAAUUUUUAGUAUUGGUACUUCAAAUGAUAUUCCGGUAUUGUAAAUAAAUGCA
Stomoxys calcitrans (stable fly) is the source of this 708-nucleotide messenger RNA. RefSeq lists its product as uncharacterized. NCBI's taxonomy places the organism in Eukaryota, Metazoa, Arthropoda, Insecta, Diptera, Muscidae. The transcript has a single exon. Bases 113 to 604 code for a protein of 163 amino acids. The record is from RefSeq and is a predicted model, not a curated record.